CCAGGCGAUGUUAUUCUCUUGCUAGAGUAAACUAUCGUUUGUAUUUAACAAGUAAAUACCGUGUGUUAAGUAGCCCUUGGAGCUCUGUCGGCCAACUUCCCCUAUCAUUGUACAUGAUUUUCUUCUGAAAGAUAACUCUUUUCAAACGGGCCAUAAUGGGUGAUCAGACAACAAAUAACGGGCUCUAUAGAGGCAAUGGCAAUAAACCUCACCGUAUCGAUUCUAACAGUUUGACCACCAUGCGCAAGUCAUCAGCAUCAUCCUCCGGGAUUCCAUCCGAGGAGAAGCCUGAGAGUCUUCCAAAGGCUGACCGUGAAGGCGUCUCGUCUGUCUUUGCCCAAUUCGGACAGCUUCUCUACGCUUCACAACGACCUUUGCCUACCCAGAAUGGCGAUGGUACUUACAGCACAACAGUCCAAAAGACUGGAUUGAAGAAGGACUUGAAAUAUCUCGGGUUCAAAGACGUAAAGACGGUUCUAGACCUAGCCCGGAGCAAACUUAAAGGGGAACAACUGGUGGAUGACAAGACGAUGAUAAUGGAGCGCGUCAUCCAACUUGUUGCCGGACUACCUCGUAAUUCACGACUCAGGGAAGAGCUGACCAAUACCUUCUUGAACGAACUCUGGUAUACACUGGACCACCCACCUCUGUUAUAUAUGGGAGAGAAGCACGAAUAUAGAAUGGCGGAUGGAUCAUGGAACAACCCGAUCAAUCCCCAGCUCGGAGCGGCCGGUUCGACAUACGCGAGGAGUUGUCGCCCAGGCAUUGUGCCCCUUGGGGCUAUGCCAGACCCCGGACUUAUCUUUGACUCUAUCAUGAAGAGGACCGAAUACCGCAAGCACCCGAACAAUGUCUCUUCGGUACUUUGGUAUUGGGCAACAAUUAUUAUCCAUGAUCUCUUCUGGACAGAUCAUACCGACAUGAGCAAGACCAAGACUUCCUCGUACUUGGAUCUUUCUCCUCUUUAUGGAAGUAACCAGGCCAUGCAGGAUUCCGUACGAACUUUCAAGGAUGGAAUGAUGAAACCCGAUACAUACGCGGAUAAGAGGCUUUUGGGAUCGCCUCCCGGAGUUAGUGUCAUUCUUAUCAUGUUCAACCGUUUCCAUAACCAUGUAGCAGCAAACCUGGCUGCGAUCAACGAGGGUGGCCGCUUCACACCCCCACGUGAGGGGCUCAGCGAGGAGAAAGCGGCUGCCGCAUGGAAGAAGCACGACAAUGACCUUUUCCAAACAGCUCGACUGGUUACCUCUGGGUUGUAUAUCAACAUCACAUUGAUUGACUACGUGAGAAAUAUUGUCAAUCUUAAUAGGAGUAAUACUACCUGGACUCUCGAUCCUCGCGCAGAGAUGGGCCGUGAUGCCGGCACCAACUCCGGGUCCGAGCGCGGUACUGGUAGUAUGGUCUCAGCUGAAUUCAAUCUUUGCUACAGGUGGCACUCGUGUAUCUCGGACAAGGACGACCGAUGGGUUCAGAGCUUCUUCCGUGAGCUAUUCGACAAGGAUCCAUCAGAACUAAGUCACCAGGACUUAGUCAUGGGCUUUGCUAAAUUCGAACGUGGAAUUCCAAAUGAGCCGACGGAGAGAGUGUUCGGCGGCUUCGAGCGAAAUGCAGAUGGUAAAUUCGACGAUGAUGAUCUUGUCGGGUGUAUCAGCGACGCCAUUGAAGACUGUGCGGGGGCAUUCGGUGGCCGCAACGUGCCGCAGUCGAUGAAGCCUGUAGAAAUCCUUGGCAUACUUCAAGGCCGAAAGUGGAACGUUGCUGGCCUCAAUGAGUUCCGCAAGCACUUCGGCCUGAAACCAUAUGAAAAGUUUGAAGAUAUCAAUUCCGACCCAGAAAUUGCUGACUCUCUUCGCCAUUUAUACGAGCAUCCCGAUUUUGUCGAGCUAUAUCCGGGACUCGUAGCUGAGGAGGCGAAGGAACCAAUGAUUCCCGGAGUGGGAAUUGCCCCUACUUAUACCAUCUCUCGUGUCAUUCUCUCCGAUGCCGUCUGCUUAACUCGGGGAGACCGCUUUUACACUAAUGAUUAUCACCCUCGUGGACUCACUUCUUGGGGUUUUAACGAAGUGGCGUAUGACCUAAACACGAACCAAGGCUGCGUGUUCUACAAGCUGUUCCUCAGAGCUUUUCCGAACCACUUCAGGGGAGAUUCAGUCUAUGCCCACUACCCCAUGGUCGUUCCGAGUGAAACCAAGAUGAUAUUGACUAAUCUGGGUCGUGCUCAACACUUCAACUAUGACCGACCUUCAUUCAUUCCAUCCCCUGUCAUCGUCACGGCAUAUAGCGGGGCACAACACAUACAUGAGAAUCAAGAUAAGUAUAGAACCAUGGGGGAUGAAGGGCUUUCGUUCCUUACGGGCCGUGAUGAAAGCCACUUACUUUCAGCAAACUCGCCCUUUGGUUUCAGUCCGAAAGAACCUACGCAUGAUCAGCUGUGCAAAGGGGAUUGGAAUUCUCAUGUGAAGACAUUUUACGCUCAGACCACGGACCGCCUCAUAAAAGAGAAAACUUACAAGCUGGCUGGACAGAGCUUCAUUGAUGUUGUUCGAGACGUCGGAAAUAUCAGCCCCGUCCACUUUGCUUCACGCGUAUUUAACCUGCCGCUUAAGACGAAGGGGAACCCGAAAGGCAUCUAUACGGAGCACGAGCUAUACAUGGCGCUCGCUGUGGUUUUCAUUUCUAUUUUCUCCGACAUUGACCCUAUGAAGUCGUUCCCUAUGCGACAUGCCGCAAAGGCUAUGGCUGGCCAGUUAAGUAAAUUGAUCGAGGCUAACGUGAAAUCGGCGACUGGACUGGGAAUCGGCAGCUUAUUUGUCGGGCGCCCAAGCAAAAAUGAUUCAUUGGCAUUGUACGGCAGCAAUUUGAUCAAGGAACUGUCGAAAGCUGGUAUGAACAAUUAUGACAUUACAUGGAAACAGAUUCUGCCAGCAGCGGCAGCAUCCGUACCAAGCAUCGCAGAAGUGUUCAGUCAAGCUGUGGACUACUAUCUGUCUGAGGAUGGAUCCAACCAUAUUACUGAGAUUUACCAAGUCGCCAAUCUCCCAUCUUCAAGUGAAACCGAUGCAUUGCUGCUUGGAUAUUGCAUGGAGGGCAUGCGGCUUUCAGGAACGUUUGGCUCAUAUCGCCGAGCAAUGGCCGGGGACACUAUCAUGGGUGACGACGGUAGCGAGGUAUCUAUUCGUAAUGGCGACCGCGUUUUCAUCAGUUCUGUUGCCGCAGCUAAAGAUGCCGAGCAUUUCCCUGAUCCUGAUAAAGUGAACCCGCGCCGCCCGCUCGACGCCUACAUUCAUUUCGGGCUUGGACCACACGUCCAUUUCGGGCGCGAUGCAGGCCAAGCAGGGCUAACUGAGAUGUUCCGAUCUGUAUUUAAGUUGAAGAAUGUGCGGAGAGCGCCCGGGGCCCAAGGUGAGCUCAAGAAGGUCUUACAACCUGGAGGUCUCUGUAUGUAUAUGAGAGAGGAUAGGGGGGCUUACUUUCCGUUCCCCUGCACGAUGAAGAUAUGCUACGAUGAUUAGGUUAGGUACCUAGGUUAAGAGGAUAUGCGUGCGUGCGCAGAGAGGUAUAUAGGUGAGGAGCGUGGUCUUUAUUAAGAAUUAGUUAGUUACACUGAGGAGAAGCUCUUUUAUAUUUCGCGUUUUCAUAGCUACCUACCUGCCUAGGUACCCUAACGUUUUAUCCUGAAAGCACCUCGUUAAAGAAACCAACCUCUUAUAACCGGUCUUUCUUUUCUAUAACCCUCUUUUUUCUUCUUUUUUCUAAGGACGUGGUACAAUUCAUUUUGACCUAGUUGAGCUCUCUCGUGUUUGCUAUUACUUAACAAGUAGUUCCGUAGUGCUCCUGAUCGAGACCGAAAAAAACUCCCCCGUGUCUUUGCUUACGAGCCGAAUGGGGAAUACCGAGCUUCAUAGCUUCUGACCUAUUAAAGCAAGGCAGAGAAUAACGAAUAAUCAGUGACAGCGUGGGACGACAUAUCCACGGACGACCAGCCAUGUG
Messenger RNA from Daldinia caldariorum, 3990 nucleotides. RefSeq names its product heme peroxidase. Bases 156 to 3512 code for a protein of 1118 amino acids. Gene Ontology annotation, molecular function: peroxidase activity; heme binding; monooxygenase activity. NCBI's taxonomy places the organism in Eukaryota, Fungi, Ascomycota, Sordariomycetes, Xylariales, Hypoxylaceae. The record is from RefSeq and is a predicted model, not a curated record. Gene Ontology annotation, biological process: response to oxidative stress. The transcript has 7 exons.